Micropterus salmoides (largemouth bass) is the source of this 879-nucleotide messenger RNA. RefSeq names its product myelin-oligodendrocyte glycoprotein-like. Gene Ontology annotation, biological process: cellular response to lipopolysaccharide; T cell costimulation; negative regulation of T cell proliferation. Bases 18 to 428 code for a protein of 136 amino acids. The transcript is spliced from 2 exons. The record is from RefSeq and is a predicted model, not a curated record. Gene Ontology annotation, cellular component: external side of plasma membrane. NCBI's taxonomy places the organism in Eukaryota, Metazoa, Chordata, Actinopteri, Centrarchiformes, Centrarchidae.
UUUUACUGUUUUUGUUGAUGUUGUGCUUUGUUGUCCUCUCAGUCUACAAGGUGGAGGUGGAUUUACUGGUGGAGUCUGUCCAGCUGCCCUGCAAAACCACAGUUGACAUGCCUAAAAAUGUCACAGUGGAGUGGACAGACGGAGGCACCAGGAAGGUCCACGUGUAUCAGAACGGCUCUGACCAGCCUGACCAACAGGACCAGGUUUACAGAGACCGAACAGAGAUGAAGGAAGACCUGCUGAGAACUGGAGACCUCAGUCUGACCCUGAAAUCCCCCACAGACAGAGACGGAGGACGAUACAGGUGCAUCGUCACCAGCAGAAACAUCCUGAGAGUGAAAUCAGUUGUUCUCAGGGUCAAAGAGAGAAGCAGGAACAGAAGCAGCUCCACUGAUCCAACUCCUCUGAUGGCCGAUCAAUCUGUUUGAUCUUUGAUCAUUGAUCCGAUCUGACUCUGGAUCAGAGAGAAAAUGGAGGUGAAGCAGCUGAUGGAGGACGGAUGAAGACAGGAGGACGCUUUGUCAGCUUCUUCUUCACUCUGACUCCUCCUACUGACUCUCACACACAGUCUACACACUCACUAUUGAUUCCUGCUGAUCAGUGAUGUCAGAGUGAGGUCAGCGUGAUGUCACAUGUUGAUUCGCUCUGGGAUCUGGACUGAAAGGUGUCCUGUUAACUCAGCUUUUGCAUCCUGCUCUGUUCUCCCCUCUGUGAAUAUUAUUGAAGAGAAGAGUCUUUCAGAGCGGAAGGAGGGAAACCUUAACAGUCAGGACACAGAGAGAAACAGGAAAUGAAAGAACACACUUCUGCUCUUUUGAUUUCCCUCCUUCAGUGUUGUAAUUUUCCCUUCCUCUGGCAGAUCUUCCAAACCGCCCUCAG